Messenger RNA from Mycena citricolor, 1251 nucleotides. NCBI's taxonomy places the organism in Eukaryota, Fungi, Basidiomycota, Agaricomycetes, Agaricales, Mycenaceae. The record is from the annotation of a GenBank genome assembly.
AUGUCUGUACCAGUUCUCCUGCUUCAAAAUGGUGUCUUCCCAGGCUCGCCAUGUCAUCCUCGCACCGGGGUAUCUCUCAAAGUGCUUGAUUCAUACCAAGCAUACUUUGAGCGUUCUGGGGAUGCUGUGACUGCUUUGGCAGCUGCGCUUUGCACUGUCUAUCGACGCAGGGGCUUUCCGGCAGAUGAUCCAUUUCGCUCUGCUCUUACACAAGCUAUUCAAUGGUCUUCUCUGCUUCGUCUCAGACUCAAGAGAAGGCUUGAUUCUUUCCUUCAAGAUGCCGCCGCGGUGGCAUCCGCAACUGCUGAGGUGCUUACUGCUGAUGCAUCUGCACCAUCACCUUUCGUCGCAGACUCAUCCGCAAGUGAUCACAUCGCAUCUUCAAUUCCAAACCAGCCUUCUCAGGAGAAGCUCAAGUCUCCAGCACCUCAACGUGCAGCCCGUACUCUGCGGGAGAGAUGUCCAGCCUGUUUUGGCUUGACCACUUGGGGUCGGCCACUAGGUGGUGAUAUACAGAUGGGUGCAGAUGGCAACUGGAGUCUCCGCCAUCUCCGUUCUGCAGGAGAUGGGCCCGAGCUUCCAUUUUCGCCAGCCUACUUUGUCUCCAAGGCUGAAGUUGAUUCUGUUCGUCAACAAAUCUUGACCGCACGGAGCCGAAAGCCACACAGAAACACCUCUUCGGUGUCUCUACAAGUGAUAGAAGCCUGUCAGGAAUCAUUUCAGGCAGCCAAAGAGAAAAAGGAGAAGGCUGAUCCUGACCACUACGACUCAACCGGGGUCUUUGUCAUGACCUGCCGGCACUCACAAGUUAUAUUUCUUGCCAAUAUUGACACCCCUGGGGAGCAGCAAUGCUAUAUCAUUGCGCUUUUGGAUAAAGUGGCAUCAUUCCUUCCUAGAAAUGCCACAAUUGUCCAGGCAUAUGAUGUGGGAUGCGUAGUGGAUCAUUCCUGUCACCUGUACCCGCUUCUUCCACCAUCUCUGCACCAGCGUGUUGCAUUUGUCAUCAAUAUAAUGCACUCAUUUGUGCAUGAAUGGGAUUGUCAACUCGUCUACAGUCCCCGAUUCUUCACAGGGAUGGGUCUAUCUGAUAUGGAAGGGGUUGAGAGGUUCUGGUCUCAAAUGCGAAAGCUGAUUGGCAUGACUCAAACACAAUGGGUGCGCGAAUUACUUCACUGUGGGGAUAUUCCUUUCAUCCAUAGCACAGAGCUCAUGGCGCCUAUGGAUUCUGGAUGGACACACCGAGUUCAUUAA